Molecule: messenger RNA, 2006 nt
Organism: Arabidopsis arenosa
Lineage: Eukaryota; Viridiplantae; Streptophyta; Magnoliopsida; Brassicales; Brassicaceae
Source: the annotation of a GenBank genome assembly
GGUUUCUAUUUUCUCUGAGUGAUGUGAAAUGCUCGUGUAACGGAAACGAUGCAGAAGAUUCUGUGCAAAAGUACCACUUCUUCAACCCCUGUUCUCUCUACUCCGGUGAACUCUUUCGCCGCCGGUUUCAUCUCUCUAGGGUUUAAGACCCCCGUCAAAAAACUCACUCCUUGUUCCAUUCCCAAACCUCUCUCCACUUGUUUCUUCUCUACUUCAGCUAUGCCGACGAGAACGGCUUCUGUUUCUUCAGGCGGUGUUGGUUUCUCUGCUUAUCUACAGAGGAGUGUCCAUAAACCGGCGCCGGCGUCGGUACGGUUCUCAACAGCUGCUUACCGGACUUUCCGGUGUUCAAUCGACGGUACGAACCGGGCUUGGGUUGGUCGAACCGGGACUUGGCGUGCGUUGUUUUGCUCAGACUCUACUGGUGGCUUAACCCCGGUUAAUGCUACUGCUGGAGCUGUGGUUGAGAGUGAGGGAGAGUCUGACGGAGAAGAUGAAGAGGAGAAAGAUAAUGAUUCGACGGAUAAGGUUGAGAAGCCAGUGAGGAUGAGCCGUAGAAAUCGGAGCUCUAAUGGAAGUGGUGAAUUUGUUGGUAAUCCAGAUUUGCUUAAGAUUCCUGGAGUUGGUUUAAGGAAUCAGAGAAAGCUUGUUGAUAAUGGCAUUGGAGAUGUUGCAGAGCUCAAGAAGCUCUAUAAAGAUAAGUUUUGGAAAGCAAGUCAGAAGAUGGUUGAUUAUCUUAGGAGCUCUGUUGGGAUUAUACAUAGGAACCAUGCGGAGAGUAUAACAACGUUUAUUAAAGAGAGUGUGGAUGAUGAGUUAAAGGAUUCUGGCCCUGAACCUAAUGUAAAUGUGAAGAAACGUUUGACGUUUUGUGUUGAAGGGAACAUUAGUGUUGGUAAAUCAACUUUUCUUCAGAGGAUAGCGAAUGAGACGGUUGAGUUACAAGACCUUGUUGAGAUUGUUCCUGAGCCUGUUGAUAAGUGGCAAGAUGUUGGGCCUGACCAUUUCAAUAUAUUGGAUGCUUUCUACUCUGAGCCUCAGAGGUAUGCUUAUACUUUCCAGAACUAUGUGUUUGUCACUCGGCUGAUGCAGGAGAAAGAGUCUGCUUCUGGGGUUAAACCUCUCAGGUUGAUGGAAAGGAGUGUCUUCAGUGACAGAAUGGUGUUUGUGCGUGCGGUUCAUGAAGCGAAAUGGAUGAAUGAGAUGGAGAUCAGCAUCUACGACUCUUGGUUUGAUCCGGUUGUCUCUUCUUUACCUGGACUUGUUCCUGAUGGGUUUAUAUACCUAAGGGCAAGUCCUGACACUUGCCACAAGCGGAUGAUGCUCAGGAAACGAGCAGAAGAAGGUGGAGUCUCGCUGAAAUACCUCCAAGAUUUGCACGAGAAGCACGAGAGCUGGCUGCUCCCGUUUGAGAGUGGAAACCAUGGUGUAUUGUCUGUUAGUAGGCCAUCUUUACACAUGGACAACUCUCUGCAUCCUGAUAUAAAAGACCGUGUCUUUUACUUGGAAGGAAAUCAUAUGCAUUCUAGUAUCCAGAAGGUCCCUGCUCUGGUUUUGGACUGUGAACCUAAUAUCGACUUCAGCAAGGAUACUGAAGCAAAGAAACAGUAUGCACGCCAAGUUGCUGAGUUCUUUGAAUUUGUGAAGAAGAAGCAAGAAACAUCUACAGAAAAGAGCAACAGUCAGUCACCGGUACUGCUACCGCAUCAGAAUGGCGGUCUCUGGAUGGGACCAGCAGGCAAUCAUGUCCCGGGAUUAGAACUCCCGCCUCUAGAUCUCAAGUCCCUCCUCACCAGACCGUCUGCGUGACUGUCCAUUCUCUGACUCUGUUUUUGUUCGCUCCUAGGGAGCGUGUCAGGUUGUCGAAUGUCAAUAGUUUCGAUCGGCUUUUAUAUCGUUUGUUUAGGAAAAAACGUUAUCUGCCGCUUUUGUUCAUCUUAGAUGUAGAAACGAAACAUGUUCGUACCGUUUAGUUUAACCCUUUUGUAUAAAAGUUUGAUCUCUGG